Messenger RNA from Cylindrotheca closterium, 471 nucleotides. The record is from the annotation of a GenBank genome assembly. Lineage: Eukaryota; Bacillariophyta; Bacillariophyceae; Bacillariales; Bacillariaceae.
AUGUGCAGACCUAUUCAAGAACAAGCCUUCCAAUCCCAGCCUAACCUCAUCAGAAAGCUAGGUGGAGAAAGUGAAAUGGGCUUCCUUCUUAUGAACUUUUGCGACAGUAUCAACGAAGAUGCCGACUUGCAAAUGGUAUUCGGCCAUAUGAGCAUGACACGAUUGUCAGCUGUCAUGAGUGACCUCAUCAAGUCUGCUUUGGAAAGUAACUUUGUGGUUGAUGGUGAUGCACGCCUUCGUGUCAUCAUGAAGAACUACGCCGUUUUCGAACUGGGUAUCAACACCAAACAGUUCAAGAAACUCAAGACCCACUUUGAGACUGCUCUACAGGGCUCGUGGGUCGAAGAGGAUAUUCUCGAGGAAUGCACGCAGCGAUUUGCAGCCUUGCGAAUAGUCUUCGAAGAAGAAGGAAAGGACUUUGAGCGAACAGCAAUGGCAACCAGAGUCUUGGCCGCUCAGCUCGUGGUCUGA